AUGGGGGCCGUGGGCACUCUCAGCCCCAGAUUUUCGGGAAGUAGAGGUGGGGGCGCGGGGCAGGUGUCCGCGGGGCCCCGGGGACACCUGAUCGUGGCACCCCCUUCCUCGGGCGCGAGCCCUCCGCCCACGGAGCCGGGCCGUGGGGGCGGCCGCCUGGAGCAUGCGCAGCGGCGGUGCGGCGUGCGGGUGCCGGGUCGGUGCGCGGGGACGCGGGGCGGCGCGAAGUGGGGCCCUCUGCCGCCCCGCGCUCCCAUGUACGCUUUUUACUCGUUGCUUAUCUACAUCUUCUACAGCCUCUUCCGCAGGGAUGGCGGGGCGGUGGCAGCCGCCGAUCCCGGGGACCCCGCCCAGGGGGCCCGCAAGCCCAGGGGUCGCCGCCGCCCCCACCAGCCCACGGCAGAACUGUGGACCGAGCUGACCGGCCUGUUUCCAACACGUGACCCAGCACGCCGCCCCUUCCCACCACCUGGCCUCGCAGGCUGCUCCGAGUCUGAGGAUGGGCCGGCCCGGGGACCCGAGGGCCGCCCCGUCGAGGUCUCCCUGGAAGAGGCUCUCGUGCGUCUUGCGGAGUUUCUCUCGGCCCAGCUGGGGGCGGAAGAGAGCUGCGGGAAUCCUCCUGACCUGAGCAAGCCCGGUGAUGUUCCCCUACUGUUGACGGUGACCGGUCAGCUCGUGGCCCUCCUGGCAUGGAUUCGGAGCCCCAGGGGGAGGCAGGCCCUGCCCCAGGGGAUUCAGCCAGCCUCGGGAGUGCAGCCCCCAACUCCUGCUGGAUCCCCAUCCCAAGAAGAAAGCCCUUCCCUUUCACGGAGGGGUGAGGCCCAGGGCCAGCAGCCCCCUCAGUUGGAGGAGGACCAGAGAGCUUGGCAGCGGCUGGAACAGCUCAUCCUUGGACAGCUGGAAGAGCUGAAGCAGCAGCUAGAACUGCAGGAGGAGGAGCUGGGCCGACUGCGCCUGGGAGUGGGGACCACAGACUCAGAGAAGAGGGUUCAGCACCUGACUCUGGAGAAUGAGGCCCUGAAGCAGAGUCUGAGUCUCACUCGGCACCUCCUGCUGCACUGGGGUCCCGGCCCACCCCCCAGGACCCCCCAGGAUGAGGCAGAGGCACUAGUGGAGCUCCAGAGCCGGCUUCAGGAGACCCAGAACACCACAGAAGCUCUCCGAGUCCAGCUAGGGGUGCAGGAGGUGCAGUUGCAGGGCCUUCGGGGGGCCCUCCGGCAGCUCCAGCAGGAGACUGAGCAGAACUGCAGAAGGGAGCUGCAGCAGAUGCAUGGGCAGCUGGCAGGACUCCGGGCACGCAUGGUGAGCCUGCGUCAGGGCUGCGGGGACCUCCGAGGACUGGUCAGCAGCUUUACCCAGAGCUGUCAGGGUUCGUUGAGCGAGGCCCGAGGCCAGGUAUCCUGGGCCCUGGGGGCACUGUCAGCCGGAGAGGCUGGGACUCAGCUCCCUGAGGAGCAGCAGAGGUCCCCAACUGGAUGCCCCGGGCGGCUGCUAGAGCUCAAGGGAAAUAUCCGCGUGCUGUGUCGGCUGAGGCCAGGGACACCCUCCAGCCUGGUGAGCUCGGAGCCCGGCCCAGGUGGCACUGUCACCACCUGCUAUCGAGGGCGCCAAAAUUGCUUCCGCCUGGACUGGGUCUUCCCUGCAGACGCCAGCCAGGAGGAGGUCUUCAGGGAGCUGGAGCCGGCUGUGCUGUCCUGCCUUCGAGGCUACAGCGUCUGCAUUUUCACCUAUGGUCAGACAGGGACCGGGAAGACCUACAGCAUGGAGGGCCCACCUGAGGACCCUGGCAUAGCUCCUAGGGCGCUGCAGUCACUGUUCCGGGAGAUGGGGACCGGAGGGCAGCACCGCGUGACUCUCAGCAUGGUGGAGAUCUACAACGAGGCUGUCAGGGACCUCCUAGCCCCAGGGCCUCCUGAGCGCCUGGCCGUGAGGCAGGGACCAGCAGGCCAGGGGGGGAUCCAGGUGACUGGCCUCACCUACUGGGACGUGCCCAACCUGGAGAUGCUGCACCAGAUGCUGAGACUGGGGAGGAGCAACCGGGCCACCGCCGCCACCGCCAUGAACCAGCAUAGCUCCCGUUCGCACGCCCUGGUCACGCUAACGCUGCGCGCAGCGUCCCCACCGCGCGGUGCGGGCCCCGCAGGCACGCUGCACCUGGUGGACCUGGCAGGAUCCGAGCGUGCCUGGAAGGCGGGGGCGGCCGGCGCGUUGCGGGGAGACCAGGACGGCGCCCAGCGUCUCCGGGAGGCCCGGACCAUCAACCGCUCGCUGUUGGCGCUGGGAGGCGUGAUGGCUGCGCUGCGGGCCCGCCGGCCACACGUGCCCUUCCGCGAUUCGCAGCUCACGCGCCUGCUGCAGCCCGCGCUCGGCCCCGGCGCCACCGCCGUGCUGCUGCUGCAGAUCUCCACGCGGCCCGAGGACCUGGGCGAGACCGUGUGCUCGCUGAAGUUCGCCGAGCGAGUGGGCCAAGUGGAGUUGGGGCCGGCCCGGCGCCGCAGGGCCCCGCCCUCCGGGACGCCCUCCUCGCUCAGCACCGACACACCACUCACCGGGACCCCCUGCACCCCCACGCCGCCCCCCGGGAGCCCUCCAAGCUCCGGCCGGGACUGCGGCGCCAGCUCGGCCCUCGCACCACUGGAGGACCUGCCUUCUUAAGUCCUGCGCAGGGAGUCUGGGGUCGCGCCUCUGCGGGCCGAGGCAGCAAAGUCCCUACACCCCCACAACCUUCUUGACCUCGGGGGCCAACUGCACCCCCUAACUUCCAGAGUUGCCCCUCCCCCCCCCCCCCCCGAGAGAAGGAGUGUUAAGCCUGAGAAAUGAUUGCCCCCCAGUCCCUGAGCUCCCUCUUUAUCACCAUUUGUUGUUAUCGCGCACACAGCAGGGGAUCCUAGAGCCGCGGGACGGGACGCAGAUCGCGGCCCAGUGUUACCCGAGUCACCACAGUCACCACUCAGCCCCCAAAAAUCAGACUUGCCGCUAAAACGUUGUGUGUUCCUUUA
Molecule: messenger RNA, 2999 nt
Organism: Ceratotherium simum simum (southern white rhinoceros)
Lineage: Eukaryota; Metazoa; Chordata; Mammalia; Perissodactyla; Rhinocerotidae
Source: RefSeq, a predicted model, not a curated record